Umbelopsis ramanniana AG is the source of this 730-nucleotide messenger RNA. RefSeq lists its product as uncharacterized. Bases 389 to 706 code for a protein of 105 amino acids. NCBI's taxonomy places the organism in Eukaryota, Fungi, Mucoromycota, Umbelopsidomycetes, Umbelopsidales, Umbelopsidaceae. The transcript has a single exon. The record is from RefSeq and is a predicted model, not a curated record.
GAUGAGGGGUAGCAUUAUUCUUCUGAGUCGAGCACGCCAUGGAUGUAAGGCUUUGUCGUAUAGACGGUCGUCAUGUAGCCCGGCAUCUAUAUCAUCCGAGAUGGUUUUAAAGACCUUUUUAGGCAUGUGUGGAAAAAGAGAAGGAUGGCCUCAAAUAUUGCGACGAGGACUUCUUUUUUUUCAUUUUUCCGUUCCACAUCUCCAUGACGUGACGAUUCAAAAUCAGUUGACAUUGACCCUUGAUUUGGAUUAUUCUUUUCCGGAAAUCCUCUAUCUUUGUAUUUGUUAGUCGUCUUUGAUAUGAGCAGCAAGUGAUAAGCUCAAUAGAUGCGGUGUAAAACCUUGCCAUACCAUGGUUUUAAGGCUAUGCUGAGCGCACGACUUUCAUAUGUUACACUGGGUGAAUCUAACAAUUCUACACGUUCUUAUUACCGCCAAUUUUCUUUUACACUGUAUCGUCCUUUUAGCAAAGUAUGGCUCCUUCCGAAAUUCAUUCAUGCUUAUACCAUCCUUUACUGCCUUUUCAUCUUGGCCCACUUACACAUUUGAUAACAAUUCGCGAUUUAAGCUUUCAUAUUUGCAACAUCCGCGUUCAGUCAUGGGGCUCUUGCCUUACUGUUCCACUCAAGAUGAGCAUGAAAUGAAUAAUAUAUUAAAUUACAUUUAUGGCUGUAUCAUAGAGCCAAACCGCUUGCUUCUCAAUUAAAUUGCCAGGAAGCCAUACUUGAAG